Messenger RNA from Racocetra fulgida, 790 nucleotides. The record is from the annotation of a GenBank genome assembly. NCBI's taxonomy places the organism in Eukaryota, Fungi, Glomeromycota, Glomeromycetes, Diversisporales, Gigasporaceae.
AUCUUUACCUAAUAAAUCUCAAAUCGAGAAAUUUUUAAAAGCCAUCAUAGAAAAACGCUUGAACGAAGAUGAUAUUAUAAUUCCAGAUAUAAAAGAUUCUUAUAAAGGCGCUUUAGUAAAAUGGGUAUUAAAGGAAGAUGGCAAAUUAUUUCAAGCUUCGAAGUUUGAUAAGAACACUAAAAAAUGGGAAUCUGUGGGUGGUUAUUGGAAUAUUCGUCCAAAGCAUAUAAAAAUAUCUUCUAAAUUUGUUUAUAGUUGCGAGUUAUUAGGUAACGAAGAUUUGGCGAUGAUUACAUCUGUUGGUUUAUUAAUCUGGUCAAUCUGGAAAAAGGACAAAAUUAGAUUACAAUAUUAUAAGGGGUUUCCUUUUCAAGCUCCUUAUUUAUAUGAGAAAGAUUACAAUAAUCGAUUCAUUUUGGGAACUUACAAAAGUAUAGAAUUUUACAAAAAAAUGGGAUUUGAAGUAAAAAAAUCACAUAUAAAAAAGCUACUUUAUGAAAUACAAGAAUGUAAGGAUGAUAAUUAUCUUGUUCGGCUCUAUUUAUCAAUCCUCUGCCAUUGUAAUACAUAUAUAAGCUGGUUAAGCCAAUUAAUACCUCUAUGGAAACAUGAAAACAAGCAAUUAACACAGUUAGAUUCACAAGAAUGUAAUAAAAAUCAAUGCAAAAAAAAUUCAUUGCCAUCGCCAGAUUUUGACGUGAUUACUCAAUUUUACGAUGAAUUUCGUACGGGUGAAGAGGGUGAAAUAUAUCCUCUUAAAGAAUUACUAGAAGAUUACCUUGAAGAUAAA